Messenger RNA from Dovyalis caffra, 798 nucleotides. The record is from the annotation of a GenBank genome assembly. NCBI's taxonomy places the organism in Eukaryota, Viridiplantae, Streptophyta, Magnoliopsida, Malpighiales, Salicaceae.
AUGAUUUACGACGACGCAACCGAUGAUUUCGAGUCAGUUACUGUCUUGUGGAAUCCUGCAUCCAGAAAAUUCAAGCGUCUACCCAAGCACGAUCCAGAAGAAAGGUUUAAUCAACUGGCUAAAGGAUUGGGGUUUGAUCCCAAAGGAAACGACUAUAAGUAUGUAAGAGCCUCAGUCUUUGGCCGAUAUCCUCGAGCUUCGAUUCUGUGUGAAGUAAUUGAAAGGAAUAAGGGUGUUUGGAGAAGGAUCAAACAUGACAAACCUGAUCAUGUCCCUUCCCCUGGAGGACUAUGGCGAAUUCCUAAGACUGCUAGUGCAGCUGUACAAGGAGCAUUAUAUUGGAAUAUUGAUGGCAAAAUAUUACUUUCCUUCAGUUUGCUUGACGACACCUUCCAAUGGAUACCCUUUCCGCCUCCUCUAAAUAAAUAUUCUAUGACUGGAUAUAACAGCCAUUAUCGUCUAGAAACUUCUUGUGCAUGGAAAGAAUCAGUUGCUGCUGUAGCAAACUUGCCUAAUUUCAGGAUUAAGGAUCAGCGCUUCGACAAAUGGGUGCUGAAUGGUAGUGAUAAGGAAAGAGCUUGGUCAAAACUGUUCACAGUCACUGCCUUGGUGUCUGGAAGCUUAAUGCCAAUUUGUUUAUGGAGAGAUAGAGAAGUCGUAGUUAAACUAAGUAAUGAAGAUGGCAAAAAGCUGGUCUGGUUAGGCAUCUACGGAGAAACAGGACUUUCCAAAGUCUGGGAGAAAGAUGUCUAUGUCUAUGCUUGGUGGAAUUACGAGGAGAGCUUGGUGGAAUUAUGA